This is a messenger RNA of Punica granatum (pomegranate), 852 nucleotides long. The record is from RefSeq and is a predicted model, not a curated record. NCBI's taxonomy places the organism in Eukaryota, Viridiplantae, Streptophyta, Magnoliopsida, Myrtales, Lythraceae.
AAUGCCCAUUGUUCGUUAAGAAGGAAAGAAAGAGCAGGCGAAACUCAAUUCUCAUCACAGAAAGGGAAAAUAUCAAAGAACCAUGUCGACGACGACGACGACGCUGGCUCUGCUAUCACCGGCGGCCGGCACCAGAACCGCCGCGGCAAUCUCCAGCCGCCCCAGCACUUGCCUAUUCUUUUCACCUCCUUCCUCCUCUUCUUCCGUAGACACCUUGACCGCCGCUCUCACCCGGAGAAGGUGGAGGAUUCGCUGCGAGGUCGCACUGAAGCCGUCCGACUCCGAGGCGUCGACCUCGCCGUCUUCCGCGGAGGAGGACGAGUUCUCAUCGAGGAUUGGGGCGAGGGUGAGGGUGACAGCGCCGGUGAAGGUGUACCACGUGCCCCGCGUCCCGGAGGUGGACUUGACCGGGAUGGAGGGCGUGCUGAAGCAGAACGUCGCCAUCUGGAAGGGUAAGCGCGUGUCGGCUAACCUCCCCUUGAAGGUCGAGUUCGUCAAGGACAUUGAAGGGCGUGGCCCUGUCAAGUUCUUUGCUCACCUGAAGGAGGAUGAGUUCGAGUUCAUCUGAUUUUUGGCUGCGAUUGCUGUGAAUUUGAACUGAGAAGAUUUGGGGGUAAAUAUGUACGAAGUGCCCCCAAAGUGAGAUGCUUGUUUGUAUGUAUCGCAGUUCUUCUUCACUUCGAUAGCUCACUGUAAUCUGCCAUUAAUAUCGAUGCUAAGUGCUCAUUUUUCUUAGUAUUGGGCGUGUUUCUUCUCAUACGUUCAGCUGAUAAAUGCAAAGUACUUGCUUUCAUUAUCUGUUCGCAUCGUUAGCUGUGCUAACUGUGAUCGAGUAAGUAAUUUGGCAUCGAA